Molecule: messenger RNA, 1995 nt
Organism: Rubroshorea leprosula
Lineage: Eukaryota; Viridiplantae; Streptophyta; Magnoliopsida; Malvales; Dipterocarpaceae
Source: the annotation of a GenBank genome assembly
AUUUUCCUUAUAUUAAGCAAACAUGCGAUUCCUCUGUUCUUCCAAAACCACGACUCCCUCCUUACCAAGAUGGAGGAAAAAGCAGGCUGGCCGAGAACUUGUCUCUCCGCCACCGUCCCCUCCCCCCUCUCCUCCUCCUCCUACGCUGUUUUUCUCUCACAGCCCAGUUUCUAACACGAUGUUCUUCUCUUCAAUCGAAGGUGAGAAAUAUUAUUACCUUCAUAAAACAGCACCUCCGGAGAUGGAGGGCAAAGAAAUCAAGGCUUACUGGCACGGUUGGUUCAUCUUACUUGACAAAGAGAAUCAGCAGCCUUUGAUCUGGAAUCCCCUGUGCUGCCGGGAAAAUGGGUAUACUCUCUUCAAUCCUCUGACUUCGGAAUCCAUAUGCUUACGACUUCUUAGUUUGAAGACCAAUCAAACAAUCAGCCACCGCGUACUGUCCUCGCCUACUGAUGAUCCAGCUAUGGACUGUUUUCUAUCAAUAAAACUAAUCAAGAUAGAACUCAACACGCCAGAGGGUAGUCUUGAACCGAUUUUGUUUGAUGAGUCCAUACCAGGACACCAAGAAAUUUCAUCAUGCUGUCGUGAUGUUUUCAGACUGGAUUUUCAUACCAUGGUGUGGGAAAAGGUAGAAAGUAUCAAGAAUAGAGCUUUCUUUCUGAGUCACAGAUCUUCCUUCUCAAGACCUGCAACGUCUGCGACAAAAACUAAGGAGAACCAUGUCUGUUUCGCAUCAAAUAGGGAUUUUAGCCUCUAUUCAUUUAACAUGGAUGAUAAAACUGUUUCAGUUUCUUCAAGACGUCCAAAUUUGAAAACUUCAUGGUAUUUGCCCAUCGGGAUAAUGUCAGACGUGAGGCUAUGCAAUAUCCUAAGACAAGCCGUUAGUGAAUUACAUGUAGAAAGGAAAGAGAUACAACCACCUGAAAAUAGAGAAAUUGUUGAGCAUUCGGUGCUUGAACAAGGAGAAGGAGAAUUUGCCCCUGCAAUCCGAUGGACAAGUGCAGCCCUGGAAGGUUUUGAAGGCUAUAAUUCUCUUCUACCUUGGCUUAUGUUAUCUAGAAAAGGUGACAGUAUUUGCACCUUCAUCAAUGUGUGGGGCGAAAAAUAUGCCAUGGACAUCCCUAAUAACCAAUUGAAAGAUAUCAUGAGGUGCUGUUCAAGGGAAGCACUACCAAUCGUAGGUUUCUCAUCCUCAAUUGACUGGGUUGUUUUGACUGGCCAUGUUCACGAUCAUGUUUCCAUAUACUACAUCCUUCUGAAGGGGAAUGGCAUACGCAAGACGCAAAGCUAUAUGCCUUUUAUAAAGAAGAUGGAUUCAAAUUCCUUGACAAGGUUAAAUAAGUCUGACAUGGUCUGGCUUGAAGUUGAGAAUAUAGGAAACUAUACAAUUUAUGUUAGCAAUCAUUCUUCUUUUGCCAUACCUGCAACAACUGGAAUGGAGGACAGAGUUUAUUUCCCAAGAUUCUAUGGUAAGAAUGCUGUCUACUAUUCUCUUGGCUCCAAAAAGUUACACUGUCAUGCUUAAAGCAUUAUUAGAGUUGAUUUUGAUCUCACUGGGAUCAACUAGGUUUUCUUCCUCUUCUUUCUUUUUUUUUCUUUUUUUUUUUUCUCUCUUUGUGUGUGUGUUGUGUGAAAUGUACAACAAUCACCGAGCCUAGGCUCAACCAGAAUCAAUGGUUGUUGAACCAUGGCUUGACACAACUCCUACACCAUUUUCCCUUCUUGCUAAGAAUGACACACUUAUAUUUUGGAUUGGUAGUGAGGUUAAUGGAUUGGUUUUUAAAUAGGAACUCUAAUUCAUGGAAUACAUCUAGCCUAGAGGAAUAGAUUCUUGAGUUUAGAUGAUCCGUUGUGUAGUGGGAUGGAAAGAGUCUGAAGAGAUCGGUAUUCCGUGAGAUGCUGGUCUUUCGAGUUUUUCCUACUUGUCUUCUCCAUUAGAGUAGAUGGAAACAGUUUUUGUAUGAAAACAACUUUUAACAAAGAUUUUUGAAUGUU